GGGUCAUCGGUCAACCAAUCAGCUGACCUGUUCUCCAACUCAACGUGCAACGUGUCCACCAAUGACUCGUCAUCCUGUUCUCCGGUGGACGAUGGAUUGGGCGCAGGAAGUCCAUACAAGGCUCUGGAGAUGUUUUUCAUCGCCCUGGUGACGGGAUCUCUGAGCUUCGUGACCGUCACCGGAAAUAUUUUAGUCAUGCUGUCCAUCAAAGUGAACCGCCACCUGCAAACUGUCAAUAACUAUUUCUUGUUUUCGUUAGCCUGUGCCGACCUGAUCAUCGGCGCGUUCAGCAUGAACUUGUACACAGUCUACAUCAUCGUCGGCUACUGGCCACUUGGGCCGGUGGUCUGCGACCUGUGGCUGGCUUUAGACUACGUCGUGUCAAACGCCUCGGUGAUGAAUUUGUUGAUCAUCAGCUUUGAUCGCUACUUCUGCGUGACCAAACCCCUCACGUACCCGGCGAGAAGGACCACUAAGAUGGCGGGGUUGAUGAUUGCAGCGGCGUGGAUUCUGUCGUUCAUCUUGUGGGCUCCCGCCAUCUUGUUCUGGCAGUUUAUCGUGGGACAACGGACAGUGCCCCCUGGAGAGUGUUACAUUCAGUUCCUCUCUAACCCUGCAGUGACGUUUGGGACCGCGAUAGCCGCGUUCUACCUUCCUGUCAUUAUUAUGACUGUCCUGUACAUCCACAUCUCCCUGGCCUCCAGGAGCAGGGUCUCCAAACACAAACCAGAGAAGAAAGAGAAGAAGGGAAUAAAAGCUCCCAGUUUGAUGAAGAGUCACCUGUUGAAGCAGAACAACAACAACGAGACCAGUCCUCAGGCCAGUCCCCGCUCCACUCCCAAACUCAGCCUGGACUCCACCACCACCGCGGUGGAGGCCGUGAAGAACGGCCGAGUGGAGGAGCCGCAAGCUGCUCAGCCGCACCCUGCAGCACAGCCCAGUCCAGGCCUCACACAGGAGGAAAAAGAGAGCUCCAAUGAUUCGUCCACAGCUUUCAUCCCCCCGACAGAACCGAAAGACGCCGCCAACAACAAAGUGAUCUCUGAGGCUGCAACAAAUCCAAGCCCGGUUGCCACGACAACAACCAAUCCUUCAAUGGCCAAAAUGAGUAUCAGCUCGCGGUGGUCGAAGAUUAAGAUCGUGACCAAGCAGGCCGGGGACGAGUGCAUCACGGCCAUCGAGAUCGUCCCGCCUGUAGAGGGAGCCGAGAGGCACUCGAUCCCGAUCAGCCGCCCUCGCACCGUGGCGAGAAAGUUUGCCAGCAUCGCCAGGAGCCAAGUGAAGAGGAAAAGACAGAUGGCCGCCAGAGAGAAGAAAGUGACCAAGACUAUCUUUGCCAUCCUGCUGGCUUUCAUCAUCACAUGGACGCCAUACAACGUCAUGGUGCUGAUCUCCACCUUCUGCCAGUCCUGCGUCCCCGACACCGUGUGGGCGAUCGGCUACUGGCUCUGUUACGUCAACUCCACGAUCAACCCGGCUUGUUACGCACUGUGCAACGCCACAUUCAAGAAGACUUUCAAGAACCUGCUGCUGUGCCAGUAUAAAAACAUAGGUACAAGAUGAGAUGGAGGGAGAAGACUGAGGGUGGGAUGGAUGGGGGGAGAACGGGGGAAAGAGGAAAGACUGCCGACAGGUGAGUGAAAGAGAGCUGAGGAGAGAAAUGGAUGGAGAAAUGGAGUUUAGCACAAGGUUCCUUCUACAGAAAGCACACAUCAGUUUGCUGGGGAUGAGCAACCAUUGUCUAUCUUGCAAAUGAAUGCCAGUCUUCCCAGUUGGUUCCUAUGGACUCAGAGUGUAAUGCGAGUGCAGACCAGGGAUUGUAUAAGCUGCUCAGCUUCCACUAAAUUGGAACAAACACACACUGGGUGGAAACAUAGUUUCACAGAAACAGGGAAAAUAAUUGCAGCGGGCGAAUAGAGGUUUAUGCGAGCAGAGGGAUGAGAGAAUGGAGGAAAAACAAACAGAUGGGUGGAGGGAUGGAUACAUACAUGAUACAUGGAAGUGGUCUUUCUGCAUAGCUUGGAUGUACAUACGAUUUAUAGAUGGAUUAAUGGAUGGGACUGUGUAAAAGGUCACAAAUCUGAUUCAAUUAAUAGCAAUAAAUAAAUAAAUAUGAAGGGUGGAGGUCAGCAACAUAUUUUGUAGGAAGAACACAAAUGUAGACGAUAUGGAUGGGUGGAUAAACUCUGCGGUAAUGGAGGAUGUAGAAAAUAUUGGGUUGUGAGUGAAAGAGAUUGGUGGCACAACUCACUGAAAAGGGACAUCUGCAGGGGAUGUGAAACCAUGAUUUAUUCCACAAAUUAACUGCCAGUAAAAUGAGACCGUGCACCAGGCGUUCUUUCACCUGCACAGAACUCAUCGCCAUAGCACAAAUUACAGCUGUUUCCAGCUGUGUCCGGGCACAGCUUGGCCACCAAUUAAAAUCUGUGUGUCUCCACUAUCAGAACAGCGGAGCCGUGGCCACAGACAUAAUCACAGCUACAGUCUGUCACAGUCAGCCAAUCAGUACAGAGACGCGUGUUAACAAGCUUCUGCUGGUUAGCUGCACAGACUCAGACUGGACCCACCACAGCACAGGCUGCUCGUUCUCACACUGUGGUCACAGCCACUCAUUUUACACACUGCACAGCAUCAUAUGCUAAUGUGUCCAUGCUGUGAAAGCGCAGUAUCACCAGUAGCAUAGAGGAGAAGAAGAAAAAUGCGAGAUCGGCCCCAGUAUUUAGAAGAUAAUUAAAGCAUGGCAUGUUUUAACAGGAGGUAAAGGAUUUAUGGUUUGAGGUAGAUGACGGGUGUAGACUAAUGCAUGGGAGCUUCAGAACUGGAGAAGCAUCAUGCUGCAGUGUUCACUCUGCAUGGGUCGGUUCAGGUGCCGUGUUUUGGAAUGGGUCCAGUUUUCCGUCGGUUUAUUUCACACCACAGUUCAGUGAACUUGUUUGAUACAGAGCAACAAAUAUUCAAUGUUACUCCAGAGAUGAUAAAAACGUAUUAAAUUAAAUGUGUUGGUUUGCUUUGAUUUCGGAGCUUAAGCAAUGAUUUUUUUCCCCCAUUCAUAACAAUUUCCAUUUCACAGCUUUCAGUUAAAAUACUAUGAAAAGCAGAUUAUUGUGCAGAUUAUUUUUCCAGAGAUGCCAAAGAGAAAACAUCUGGGUGACAGGAAAUUACAGGCGGGAGAAGGGAGAAAGAGACGAGGAGGAAGGAAGUCAAGAAAAUUACGAGCUUGUGGGAGAAAAGUAGGACACAGAAUAGAUACACAGGAAUUCGUCAUUUAGUCCUGCGCUCUAUUCCUAAUGAUCAAGAGGGAGACGAGUUAUCAGGAUAUUAUAAACUGUUCUACUGGCUUAAUGAUGCUGCCGUCUGAUGUUUCCCAAUGAACGAUCGGUGUUUUGGUUUGUUCUCACAUCGUUCGUUAUUUGUAUAAACGAUGGAGGGCAUGUCAGGUUUUUGUGCGGAUCUUAGGAUUUUUAAGGACACUGGCAUUAUUUGCGCUCAACGCAGAUUUGUAAAAAAAAAAAAGGCCCAUCCCAAAAGUCCGCCAAAGUGCUGAGAAAUCUCCCAUGAGUCAGCAGGACUCGGGUCGGGGUGCUGCGUAUAAUGGGACUGGUGUCGGCUUAGCAUGGCUCAGCAGCUCGUCAGGGAAGUAGUCAAGCACCUACAGCUCAGACUGAUGAGAAAAAUGGUGCAAGUAAGAAAAUGAUGACACUCCGCUCAUGCAUGCUGGGACAGAAGAGGAGCGACCAAAGCAUGGGGCAUACUCGCACCGAGCACUUUACUGGGAAUACCUGCGAGGAGAUAAUCAGCCAAUCAUGUGGCAGUGGUGCAACGUAUGAAGUCUCGUCCGUCUGAGUAUUGUUGCCGACCGUGUUCAUUCCUUCAUGGCCGCAGUUCACCAUCUUCUAAUGGCUACUUCUCCGUCUCAUGAAGAGCGACAGUGAGUUCAGUGAAUCCAGCAGAAGCUUUGUGACGUGAUAGAACACGAGAGAUUGUGCUGCUGACAAAUCUGCGGAGACGAUGUGAUGCAGUCGCGUUAACGCGGAGCCGAACCUCACAGCAAACAUAAUGUGGCCCCUCUGGCUGAAGCGUCACUUCAAACUCCGCUUUUUAUGUUCAUUAAUGAUCAGGACCACUGCUGCCGUCGCUUUGAAAACUUUCCUCUGAUCGUGUCUUAGGGCCAAAUGCAAAGUCUUGUGUAACCCAAAGGGAGGAACGACCCAGUGUUAGCGUGGCGCUCCUAGUUACGUGAGGAUGUUUCAGGCACUGUUUAAGAUCGUGUUGCUCUGAAAAAUAAACGUACAGCUGUUACAUCAAGCAGCUGUCAAUUCAAACAUUCACACCAAGUUGUGUUCAUGUAGCUUCACCCACUACCUCAAGAUGUUUAAAAGGGGGAAUUCCGAUAUUUUUCCAAACUAUCCUUCUAAAUUUGACGAUGUAACUUACAAACACUUUUGGAAUUGGUCCGGUAGAGCGUCUCAGCCGCAGCACAGUGGCAGUAGCUAAAAUCUUGUGGAGCAACUGUGAGAGUCCACGAAAAGUUAUUUUUGUCACCAAUAAAUUGCAGCAGCCCUCUGUCCCUCCUCUGCUUGUUGCCUCUCUCCAUCUCGUUGUUUGCUCUCCGUCAGGCUCAGAUAAGUGGGGGCCGCCCUCGGUCAAAUGCUUCAUUGUCCACAUGCGAGACGUGCAAUGUCUCUUAGCAAAGAGCCAGAAGAAGAAUUUGAGCAUUUUAUUGGUGGACUGCCGCGGUCGCCCCCGUAAGAUUACCUUGAGCCACUGCCACCUGCAACCUGUGGUUAUUCCCCCCCUCUUUUAUCACUCUGCUCCCCACAGGGUCAAAGCAGCAGGACGGAGGAAUCAUUACACAUUUCAGCAACUCUUUACACCUCAGUGUGUUUAGUGUUGGGAGCUUUUCCUGCCACAAAUUAGAGCGAUAACGGCUCACAGUGGUCUUUAAUGUUUUGCCGUCGCUGUUUUAAAGAGGGCGAGAUGGAGCAGAGACGUUUCUACUGGAGUUCACACACAGACGCGAGCGGACAGGACUCUAGAGCAGUGUUGCCCAGUAGGAGGAGCUAUUUUGGGCCGCUCAGGUUCCAUAAGUGGGUCUGCAAGUAGUCAGUGGGAGGUGACUCACAGCUCUCUAUAAUGGGCAUGAAAGUCAAUAUGCUCUUGUUAAUAAAUGCAAAGUUACAAAAUGUACAAACAUGUGCAUAAAACCACCACUUCUAGGUUGUAGUUCAGCCAGAAACACACGAUCGUAGCUUUAAAUUCUGUGACAGGCGACAAUCUGCAGUUUAAAACUGUUUAUUUUGGAAAUCUGGCUACAUUUUGGAGGAAUUCAGCAACGAUUUGUUCACAAAUUUAACAGUGAAACAUUUUGAAAAACAGGCUCGUCUGAGGAUAGUUUAUAAUUCAGUGUCUCCUGUCGGCCGUGUCUGAAGGACAGAAAGAGAGCCAACAAUUCAAACUGGAGAUCAUGUAAAAAAAAUGGAAUAAAGAAUAAGAAAAACACAAAUCUACCAUCUCUCCCACUUUAGAACUCUAUUAUUCUAAAACUUUUGAAUUGCUUCAGACAGAGUGAAGUUAGGACCAGAACUAGCAGAGUAUCUCUCCACAGCAGCUUGACAGCAGACACUUUCCCGGCUGUAAUGACCAGUGUUGCUGGCAGAUUUUAUCGGCUGUCACCAGCUCGCUAAUUAAAAUGAACUUCACAUGUUGGUUGAAUCCGCCGUCUGACGGAAUUAGUUUUAAAAUGAGGAGACUGCAGCCGCCAGUCUGCACUUGAUGGACGUGAUUCUGUGCAAACACAGAGAACUACAGCAAAAACUGGGACGUGCUGUUAGAUCAGACAAGGUUUCUCUUGAAAUACCCCAGUUGGCUGCUUAUGAUACAUAGAUUAUAGAUUUGCACUUUGUUUUACUUUUGAAAGAAGAGAAUAUCAAGUAUGCUAGACAAUUGUAAAUUGACUGCAUUUAUAAAAGUAUAAAUUUAUGUAACAUUUAUAUAGAGCUUUUCUAGUCUUAGCUACCUCAAUAUAUUUUACAUUAAAUUUAGCCAUUCACACAUGCACUUGAACAGCACCUCUAUACAUAGACAUACAACACAAGAAAAACAAAAGA
Molecule: messenger RNA, 6107 nt
Organism: Hippoglossus stenolepis (Pacific halibut)
Lineage: Eukaryota; Metazoa; Chordata; Actinopteri; Pleuronectiformes; Pleuronectidae
Product: muscarinic acetylcholine receptor M4
Exons: 6
Coding region: 130-1563 (477 amino acids)
Biological process (GO): adenylate cyclase-inhibiting G protein-coupled acetylcholine receptor signaling pathway; chemical synaptic transmission; G protein-coupled receptor signaling pathway, coupled to cyclic nucleotide second messenger
Cellular component (GO): plasma membrane; dendrite; synapse
Molecular function (GO): G protein-coupled acetylcholine receptor activity; G protein-coupled serotonin receptor activity
Source: RefSeq, a predicted model, not a curated record